CUUUUUUUUAAAUAAAGUCAAAUGACCUUAUCUACACGACUUCUUCAUACUUAAUCUUAUCACUGGUUUCUAAAAAUAGGAAUCAUCUUUGAUUUACUAACUUCUAAAAGAAAAUCAAGACAAUAUAUCAUUGUCAGAGUUGUACCCCACUUCAAUGUUAACUGAUAAACUAUUGGCCAUCUCAGUUGAAAUUCUUUUACAUUGAACCAUCAACUGUGUGUGUGUGGUUACUUACCCUCUUACCAUGAACAACAUCUUCAAGAUCAUGCUUCAGACUCGUUCUUUAACUCAUUUCAGAUCAUCCCAUCACAUAUUUUCCCGUAAAAUUUCUAACUUUACUAAGGAUCCAGACAGAGGAUCAUGGGAAUCAACUGAGGGUCUCCUUCAUUGCUCUGCAAAUUCUGUUCCUUUAUCGCCUAUCAACUUCUUGGAGAGAGCAGCAAAGGUUUGCAGAGACAGAACAUCUCUUGUCUAUGGUUCCUUGACCUAUAAUUGGGGUCAAACUCAUCUACGUUGUCUCAAACUCGCUUCUUCUCUUGCCAAAUUAGGGAUUUCUCGUGGAGAUGUGGUUGCUACACUAGCCCCUAAUGUUCCUGCAAUGUACGAGUUGCAUUUCGCAGUACCAAUGGCUGGAGCCAUUCUUUGUACCCUUAAUUCUCGCCUAGACGCAACUAUGGUUUCAGUCCUAUUAGAGCAUUCACAAGCGAAGAUCCUUUUUGCAGACUACCAAUUACUUGAAAUUGCUCAGGGAGCAUUAGACUUGCUUCGCAAAAGAGGAACGGUAUUGCCUAUUAUAGUCGUAAUUACUGAUUCUGAUUGCUCAUCUACUGUCGACAAUACAUCCACUAAUUACGAGUAUGAGAAGCUAAUGGAUGUUGGCCAUACUGGUUUUAAUAUUGUGAAACCGCAGAACGAAUGGGAUCCUAUAAGUAUAAAUUACACCUCAGGCACCACAUCAAGGCCGAAAGGAGUUGUCUACAGUCACAGAGGUGCUUAUCUAAACUCUCUAGCAACAGUUCUACUCUUUCAAAUGAACAUAUUUCCUGUUUAUCUUUGGAAUGUUCCGUUGUUCCAUUGCAACGGUUGGUGUCUCCCUUGGGGUGUAGCCGCUCAACUCGGCACAAAUAUUUGUUUAAGGAAAGUUUCUCCAAAGGACAUAUUUGACAAUAUAGUUCAGCAUAAGGUGACACACAUGGGAGGAGCACCUACAGUGCUCAACAUGAUUGCGAAUUCUGCGUCAACUCAUAGAAAGCCAAUCAAUCACAAGGUUUUAGUGAUGACAGGAGGUUCUCCUCCACCGCCGCAGAUCCUUUCCAAGAUGGAGGAGAUUGGUUUUAGUGUUUCUCAUCUCUACGGUCUGACAGAAACAUACGGCCCAGGGAGUUUUUGUGCGUGGAGACCUGAGUGGGACAUGUUGCCUCCGGAAGAAAGAUCGAAGAUGAAAGCUAGACAAGGUGUGCCUCAUGUAGGAUUGGAGGACAUUGAUGUCAAAGAUUCUGAUACUAUGGAAAGUGUUCCGGCCGAUGGAAAAACAGUUGGCGAGAUAAUGUUUAAAGGAAAUACAGUAAUGAGUGGAUAUUUUAGAGAUUUGAAUGCGACGAAAGUAGCUUUCAAAGAUGGAUGGUUUCAUAGUGGGGAUCUUGCUGUGAAACAUUCUGAUGGUUACAUAGAAGUAAAGGAUAGAUUGACGGAUAUAAUAGUCUCUGGAGGAGAAAAUAUUAGCUCGGUUGAGGUAGAAACCGUUUUGUAUAGUCAUCCGGCUGUUGAUGAGGCCGCAGUUGUUGCCCGGCCGGAUGAUCAUUGGGGUCAAACUCCUUGUGCUUUUUUGAAACUUAAAGAAGGGUUUGAUGCAGAUGAUCAAGAGAUAAUUGCAUUUUGUAGGGAACGUUUGCCUCAUUACAUGGCUCCCAAAACAAUCAUUUUUCAAGAUAUGCCAAAGACUUCUACAGGGAAAAUACAAAAGUAUAUUCUAAGGGAGAAAGCCAAGGCUCUGGGAAGUAUAUCCAUAACCAGCCUCUCUGAUUGUGACAAAAAAAGAAGUUCAACAUGAAAUUUCAAUUUUAUUUUAACAAAUGUGGUUGAAUGAUGAAUGGAAGAUUCACAAUGUAGAAAAAUAUAUGAUACAAGAUUUCCACACAUACAAUAGCUCGAAGUAGAUCUUUGAUUGCAUACUGAACUAGCAUAAUCAGCAUCCGUGUAUAUCUUCAUAGUUAGAUUUCCAUCUCUUUUGAACAAGAGACCUCUUCCCGGUGUGACUUUGAGAUAAUGUAGAAUUCGGUCCACAACUUGCAAAUUUCUUGCCCUUGGAUCAUGCUUGA
Messenger RNA from Vicia villosa (hairy vetch), 2318 nucleotides. Its product is annotated as isovalerate--CoA ligase AAE2-like. The record is from RefSeq and is a predicted model, not a curated record. The coding region runs from base 245 to 2050 and encodes 601 amino acids. NCBI's taxonomy places the organism in Eukaryota, Viridiplantae, Streptophyta, Magnoliopsida, Fabales, Fabaceae. The transcript is spliced from 2 exons.